Prorocentrum cordatum is the source of this 336-nucleotide messenger RNA. The record is from the annotation of a GenBank genome assembly. Lineage: Eukaryota; Dinophyceae; Prorocentrales; Prorocentraceae.
AUGAAGGGUGGCAUGGCCCGAUGGCGCCGCGGGGCCGCUGGGGGCCUUUCCGGAGAGCAGGCCGAAGCCCUGGCGGCCGCUGCUGGCGCGUGCGCGGGCGAAUUGGUGACCACGGUGGCGUUCUAUCCGAUCCAGCUGGUGAAGUGUCGCCUCCAGGCGGCCAUCAGAGGUUCUACCGACGCCUACGCGUACUCGGGGCUGCUCCACGGGAUAGGCUGUGUAUUCAAGGAGGAGGGCAUCCUGGGGCUGUUCGGGGGCAUCAGCCCUGUGAUGGUGCAGGUGAUGACGAUUAGAAGAAACAAAAUUUUAUGUUUAUGCAAUUUCCGGUUCCUCUAA